Dermochelys coriacea (leatherback sea turtle) is the source of this 4974-nucleotide messenger RNA. RefSeq names its product PAX interacting protein 1 (gene PAXIP1). The transcript is spliced from 16 exons. Lineage: Eukaryota; Metazoa; Chordata; Testudines; Dermochelyidae. Bases 324 to 3053 code for a protein of 909 amino acids. The record is from RefSeq and is a predicted model, not a curated record. Gene Ontology annotation, cellular component: nucleus. Gene Ontology annotation, biological process: positive regulation of transcription initiation by RNA polymerase II.
GCCGCCUGCCCCGUUCGUUGGGGAGAGUCCAUUGAACGUGGCGAGAGGGGGGAGUGGCGGGCUGCGCGGCGUGGUUGAACGCAGGCGCUCGGCCCUGGUUCCGGGAGAGCCCGUGCCCGGAGGCGCAGCCAGGGGAGGCCGUGGCAGUCGGGGACGCUGAUCGGAUCGCUCGGCUCAGUCUCCCCCCCCGGGUCGCGGCGGGGGAUGGUGCCUUCCGCAGCGCGCGCCUUGCUCCCGCGGUUCGGCUGCUCUGACGCGGGAGGGGACGUGAGCGCCAGGCUGGUCCCUGGGAGCGCGGGCCUCGGCUCCGCACGGACGGGACCAUGUCGGCGGGCGGGGAGGAGCUCAAAGUGCCCGAGGAGAUGUUCAAAGAUGUCAAGUUCUUCGCUGUGGGAGACAUCGACCCCAAGGUUAUUCAGCUUCUGAAAGCUGGGAAAGCAAAGGAGGUUUCUUAUAAUGCACUGGCUUCACACAUUAUUUCGGAAGAUGGGGACAAUCCCGAGGUUGGAGAAUCUCGUGAGGUUUUCGAUCUUCCUGUGGUAAAGCCUUCCUGGGUGAUUUUGUCUGUUCAAUGUGGAGCUCUUCUGCCGGUGAAUGGUUUCUCUCCAGAAUCAUGUCAGAUUUUUUUUGGAGUCACUGCUUGUCUCUCUCAGAUUUCAUCUGAAGACCGAAGUGUGCUGUGGGCUUUGAUUACUUUUUAUGGAGGGGAUUGCCAGCUGAGCCUCAAUAAUAAGUGUACUCAUUUGGUUGUGCCUGAGCCAAAGGGGGAAAAAUAUGCAUGCGCUUGUAAACGAGAGAGCAUUAAAAUUGUGACACCUGAUUGGGUACUAGAUUCUAUAUCUGCUAAAGCUAAAAAAGAAGAGAUCUCCUAUCAUCCACGUCUAAUUAUAUAUGAGGAGGAAGAGGAGGAGGAAGACGCAGAAAAUGAAGAACAAGAUUCUCAAAAUGAAGCUAGUACUGAUGAAAAAUUAUCAAGUCCAGCAUCCUCUCGAGAAGGAUCACCUUUGGGUGACCAGGCAUUUUCACCAAAAUCUAUUAGUGCUGAGAAAACAAAAGGGGAAUUGAUGUUUGAUGAUUCCUCAGAUUCCUCUCCUGAAAAGCAAGAAAGGAAUUUGAACUGGACACCAGCUGAAGUCCCACAGACAGCUGCAGCAAAGCGCAGGUUGCCUCAAGGCAAGGAUUCUGGGUUAAUUAAUUUAUGUGCCAAUGUCCCACCAGUACCAGGCAAUAUUUUGCCUCCGGAAAUCAGAGGUAAUAUUAUGGCUUCCGUUCAAGGUACCCAAGGCUCUGAACGACCAGAAAUGAUGACCACGUGGAGUCCAGCAGUGCGGACAUUAAGAAACAUUACUAAUAGUGCUGAUAUUCAGCAGAUUAAUAGACCAUCAAAUGUAGCACAUAUCUUGCAAUCCCUUUCAGCACCUACAAAAAGUUUAGAACAACAAGUAAAUCAUAGCCAACAGGGACAUACAAACGCCGUGUUGUUUAGCCAAGUGAAAUUAACUCCAGAAACACAUUUAUUACAACAACAACAACAUCAAACACAGCAGCAACAGCACCACCCUCUUUUACACCUUCAACCUCAACAACUUAUGCAGUUGCAGCAACAGCAACAGCCACAGAUUCCUCAACAAUCUUUCCCACCGCAACAGUCUCAUCAGUUUUCACAACAGCAACAGCAAGUCCAUCAGCAACACCAGUUUGCACAGCAGCUGCAGUUUCCACAGCAACAGCUACAUCCUCAGCAACAACUUCACCGUCCUCAGCAACAGCUGCAAUUCCAACAGCAGCAUGCCUUGCAACAGCAGUUGCAUCAGUUACAACAACAACAGUUGCAGCAGCAACAGUUGCAGCAAAUACAGCAGCAGAACAUUCAACAGCAACAGCUACAGCAGCAACAGCAGCAAAUUCAGCAACAGCAGUUGCAGCAGCAGCAUUUACAGCGAUUACAUCAGCAACAUCAACAGCAGCAAAUGCAAACUCAAGCACCGCAACAUUUGACUCAAACAUCUCAGCCACCACAACAUCAGGUGCCCGCCCAGCAACUGCAACAUCACCAGCAGCAACAGCAGCCACAGCUGCAACAUCAGCUGUUUGGACAUGAUCCAGCCAUAGAGAUUCCAGAAGAAUAUUUCCUGUUGGGCUGUGUUUUUGCAAUUGCUGAUUAUCCAGAACAGAUGUCUGACAAACAGCUGUUAGCAACCUGGAAACGGAUCAUUCAAGCACAUGGCGGCACUGUGGACCCUACACUUACAAGCAGAUGUACGCAUCUUCUCUGUGAAAGCCAAGUCAGUAAUAUGUAUGCUCAGGCUGUGAGAGAAAGGAAGAGGUGCAUCACAGCACACUGGCUGAACUCCAUCUUGAAGAAGAAGAAAAUGAUACCACCACAUCGAGCUCUUCAUUUUCCAGUGGCAUUCCCACCAGGAGGAAAACCAUGCUCUCAGCACAUUAUCUCAGUGACAGGAUUUGUUGAUAGUGACAGAGAUGAUCUCAAACUAAUGGCUUACCUAGCAGGGGCCAAAUACACAGGCUAUCUGUGUCGCAGCAACACAGUUCUCAUCUGUAAAGAGCCUACUGGGUUAAAGUAUGAGAAAGCCAAAGAAUGGAGGAUACCAUGUGUAAACGCACAGUGGCUUUGCGAUAUAUUGCUUGGAAAUUUUGAAGCAUUACGGCAGAUUCAGCAUAGCCGAUAUACAGUGUUCAAUCUUCAGGACCCACUUUCUCCUACUCAGCAUCUAAUUUUAAACCUCCUCGAUGCUUGGAGAGUGCCAUUAAAGGUAUCAUCAGAGCUACUAAUGGGUGUGAGAUUGCCCCUGAAACCAAAGCAAAAUGAAUCAAGUCUUCAGCCUUCUUCUAAACGGGCAAGAAUUGAGGACAUACCACCACCUACUAAAAAGCUCUCACCAGAACUGACCCCAAUGGUGCUCUUCACAGGAUUUGAGCCUAUACAAGUCCAGCAGUAUAUCAAGAUCAUAACUGGAUUUGUGGUAGGAGAAGGAACUGGAGAGGCACCACUCUGGACCGCCUCCAACAUAUACCCUAGGUUCAGAGCAUGAGGAGAACAACUGCACAUGUGCAGAACAAUGGACACGGCCUAGUAAAAAUCUCCAGACUCAGGCACAUGGUGCGCAUGCAUCCCCAAGUGUGGAACACAGAUAGGGACCACACUUCUUGAAGUACCUCCAGUUACAGAUGAGUAACCUCCAUUUACAUUGUAUAAUGUUUAAACAAAAGCUCACUGUUGGUACAAUUGUUUUGUCUUUCGAUAUUUACAUGGCAUAGAUUUUGUAAACCUAUUGAAACUUCCUACAUAAAAUAAAUAGGUGAUUUUUAAAGUGUGUACACUUCAUAGAUGUACCAGUUUGGCAUUUAUAAGAUGCAUAUAUGUGCUCUACAGGAAGUGAAUAUUGGGGUGUUUCAUUGAUUUUGGAAUGAAACUUUCACAUCUUCCCUCAGGCCCAGAUACUUUUGCCUGAACAUCGUCCAAGUAAGCAUGAUAUGAGGAGGAUUUGCUGGGGUGUCACGGAGUCUGCCUACCUUAGUACCACCACCACUAGCAAUCAACAGAGCAUCACUAUAGAACUACAUAGCAGCUAAUGCAGCCUCUGGGCUGCAGUAGUGUUGAUGACUGCUUUAUGCUUCCCACUCUAUCCUUUUUAAUAUUUUUAUUAAUGUAAUCUUAAAAAUGUAAAUUCAGGGUGGAGAGAAGUAUUUCCAGUUCAAACAGGAAGAAUUGAGGACAGCUAUGCUCAUGAUUGAGCUAUAUUUGAUAGUAAUAAUUCUGGUUCCUUGUUAAAUAGUGGUGUUCACAGUAGUCUGUACCACGGUAGAUUUCACUGCGUUUGUGAGAAUCUAUUUGUAAUUUUCUUGUGAUUAGUAUGGGAUACAUGUCUCCAAAAAUAUAUUUUUAUUUAAUAGAUACUAGACCUGCUCAAAACAUUUUAGGCCAAACAAUUUUCUGUCAAAAAAUACAGUUUUGUCAAAAUAAACAUUACUGCAAAACAUGUCUAUGUUGAUGAAAUUUUCAGUAAAGUCCAAAAUGAUUCAUUUUGACUUUACCAUUUCAUUUUGAGAACGUUGAAAUGUUUUGUUUCAGCUGUAUUUUAUUUAUAUUUUAUUGUUUUAACAUUAUCAAAAUGUUUGGACAUUAGUGAAUUGGAAUAUUUUGAUGAUUCCAAAUCGUGAUGUGGGGUUUUUUUUGUUUUUUUUUUUUCCUUCUGUAAGAAAUUUCCAUUGUAAAAUGUGGAAUUUCCCAUUUGAUGGAAAUUCAGUUUUCCAACCAGUCCUAAUAGAUACAGGAAUGAGUUUAUGAUGGACUUCUUGUUAAUAUGCAUUUUAGACACAGCCACCAAUAUCCUAUGUUUCUUAUUUAAUCGGCACCUCAUUUGUAUUGCAUAAUAUUGCUGUUUUUCAUAAUGAUGCUGUGGAUGAGAGAACUUUUAGUUUUUAAUGAGUAUUCAGUUCCUAGUUUGUUUGGAAUUGACGCGAGCAACAGAAAUUAUAAAAGGAGUAGAAAAAUCUGACCUGUGAGCAAAGGUUAAAAAACAAUUGGCAUGUUUAGUCUUGAGAAAAGAAGACUUGGUUGAUGUCGGGGAGGGAGCGGUCCUAAUAGUCUUCAAAUAUAUUAAGAGCUGUUAUGAAGGGGUCGAUUCUAUUGCAUCUCCGCUGAAGAUAGGACAAGAAUAAUGGGCUUAAUCUGCAACAAAGGAGAUGUAGGUUAGAUAGCAGGAAAAACUUUCUAACUAUAAGGAUAAUUAAGCACUGGAAUAGUUUUCCAAGGGUGGUUGUGGGAUCCCCAUCAUUGGAGGUUUUUAAGAACAGAUUAGGUAAUCUAGACGAUCUAGGUUUAUUUGGUCCCGCCUCAGCACAGAGGACUGGACUAGAUGACUUCUGAAGAUCCCUUCCAGCCCUACAUUUCUAUAAUUCUAUGAUUCUAACUUUCAGAAACUCUACAUUCUUGGGGGUGAAGUAGCAGAA